Iphiclides podalirius (scarce swallowtail) is the source of this 1551-nucleotide messenger RNA. Lineage: Eukaryota; Metazoa; Arthropoda; Insecta; Lepidoptera; Papilionidae. The record is from the annotation of a GenBank genome assembly.
AUGGAUGUAGCAAACGGCCCGUCGCUGCGCCUCCGCGGCGGCGUGAACAGCCACUGUGACGGGAAGAAACACGAGCUGAACCUAUGCACGAGCGCCAUGUCGCCGGAGACGAAGCGGCUGCUGCCGCCGACGUCGGAGACGAUCAUGACGAAGCCGUUCCCCAUAAGAGGCGAACGCGCUAACUAUGUCAACAUUCCCCACGUCAUCGCCAUGGUGGGUCUCCCGGCCCGCGGCAAGACGUACAUAUCAAAAAAGCUCUCGCGCUAUCUGAACUGGAUAGGAAUCAACACAAGGGUGUUCAACCUCGGCGAGUACCGGCGCCACGCCACCACCGCGUACACCAGCCACGAGUUCUUCCGCGCCGACAACAAGGAGGCGAUGGCGAUACGGCAGCAGUGCGCGCUGGACGCCCUGCACGACGUGUGCGAGUGGCUCGUCAAGGGCGGCGAGGUGGCGGUGUUCGACGCGACAAACUCGACGAUGGAGCGGAGGCGGAUGAUACGCGACAUAGUCGUCAACAAGAUGGGCUUUAAGCUGUUCUUCGUUGAAUCAAUCUGCGACGAUCCGAGGAUAAUAGAGCAGAAUAUCAUGGAGGUGAAAGUGAGCAGCCCUGACUACACCAACAUCCAGAACAUGGACAACGUGCUGAACGACUUCCUGCUGAGGAUAGAGCACUACAAGGAGAAGUACGAGCCGCUGGACGAGAGCCUGGAAGCGGAAUUCAGCUUCAUGAAGAUCUACGACACGGGCGAGAAGGUGGUCGUGCACAAGCACGAGGGCCACAUACAGAGCCGCAUCGUCUACUACCUCAUGAACAUUCACAUAGUGCCCAGGACCAUAUACCUCACCAGGCACGGCGAAAGCAUGCACAACCUGGUGGGGCGCAUCGGCGGCGACAGCGAGCUCUCGCCGCGCGGGCGCCAGUACGCGAGCGCGCUGGCGGCCUACAUAGAGCAGCAGCGCAUACCGGGCCUGCGCGUGUGGAGCUCGUGGCAGCGGCGCGCCAUCCAGACGGUGCGCGACGUGCGCGCCCCCCAGGAGCGCUGGAAGGCGCUCAACGAGAUCGACGCGGGCAUCUGCGAGGAGAUGACGUACGCGGAGAUCCAGGCCAAGUACCCUUCGGACUUCGACGCUCGCGACGCGAACAAGUUCGCGUACCGCUACCCGCGCGGCGAGAGCUACGAGGACCUGGUGGCCCGCCUGGAGCCCGUCAUCAUGGAGCUCGAGCGCCAGGGCAACGUGCUGGUGGUCUCGCACCAGGCGGUCAUGCGCUGCCUGCUCGCCUACUUCCUCGACAAGUCGGCAGAGGAGCUGCCGUACCUGCACGUGCCCCUGCACACGGUGAUAAAGCUGACCCCGGUGGCGUACGGCUGCCGCGAGGAGCACAUCACGCUGCCGGUGGCCGCGGUGGACACACACCGCCCCAAGCCCUCUGACGAAGAAGAUGGUGCCACUGACAAAAACGUGAUACCAGCGCCGCCUAUAAAGCCACCGGUUCCUCUUCUCAACGGAGACACCAAUGGCAAACAAGACAUUGAAAAGCCAUCCCAU